Centruroides sculpturatus (bark scorpion) is the source of this 402-nucleotide messenger RNA. RefSeq lists its product as uncharacterized. The record is from RefSeq and is a predicted model, not a curated record. NCBI's taxonomy places the organism in Eukaryota, Metazoa, Arthropoda, Arachnida, Scorpiones, Buthidae. The transcript is spliced from 3 exons. Bases 68 to 397 code for a protein of 109 amino acids.
CAUAUUACAGACAGAUGGCGAAUUGUUAUGUUUGCACAGGUUAUUUCCUCAUUUGUCAGAACUAAAUAUGGUGCAUACUCACAUUGGAUUGUGUUUUCACGUAUGCAAAGAAAUCAGCAAUCUUACAGAGUUGAAGAGUGUCGCUUUGUCUGCGUGCUUGGCAACGAAUAUUUGUUGUGAAAGAGAGAGAAAUCAAGAAAAAACGUCUCCACUAUGGAUCGUAGCAAAGAAGUGUUGUAAGCUAAAUAAACUAGAAAUAUAUGGAUGCCAGCGGUGCAAGAGUCAUUCAACCAGGUAUGGCUGCUCUUAUUGUUUUAGAAGAAAGUUAUAUCGAGAAUUUGAUUUGUACAGUUCUAUUAGGCAUAUAAUAAUUUAUUUCGUUCUCUAUGUCGAAUAAUUGUA